CAAGCUUCCUCGUCUGCCGACGCAAAAAAAAAGGAGGAUACCUUCUUGCAUGAGGUGUGCGUGGAUGUUCAAGAGAAUGCGAACACAGCUGUUCAGAUGCUCAAUGACAUACUUGACUAUGACAAGGUUGAAUCCUCUACGUUGAAGCUGGAGCUCGACAAUGUGCCCAUUUGGACUUUGAUCAGCAAGACGAUUCAGCAAUUUCAGGUUCAAGCCUUGGGGUCUCACGUUGCAUUAAGGCUGAAACAAGAUGAUUCAAGAGGGAGACCAAAGAGCCUUAACGGCGAAGCUCACCUUGGAAGGCCUCGAUCGGGUUCACUACGCGACUUUGAAAGUGGAGUUCAUUGUGCUGCCGAGUUGGAGGCCACGACCGUCAUUGGCGACGGGACAAAGUUGGGACAAGUAUUCAGAAACAUCAUCUCCAAUGCCCUUAAGUUCACACCACCGGAUGGUACAAUCAACGUCAGGGCUAUCCAUGUGCGCGACGGCCUCCCCUCCUACCAGCUUCCGUCCUCAUACAAUCCAACAGAUUAUGAAUCCCAACAGCCUAGACGUGCCGGAUCCAUCCGGAUCCAGUUCAAGGACAGUGGUGUGGGCAUGACCAGGGAGCAACUGGGCAAGCUCUUCAACGAAGGCAUUCAGUUCGAUGUGAAUCGAUUGCAAAAUGGUGGUGGCAGUGGCUUAGGCCUCGUCAUUUCAAAGGGUAUCGUCGAGCAGCACGGUGGAACUGUUUCAGUCACCUCAGGUGGAAUUGGGCACGGCACCACAUUCACGGUUGAACUUCCGCUCUUUCAUCUUCCUUCUGAGCCAAGCAAAACGAUGGAUGACAGCACGGCUGCAUCUAUCGUGUCUGUCGAGGAGCCGCCUGAACCCACUGAACGUCGAGUGCUUGUCGUCGACGAUGUCAUGUCCAAUCGAAAGAUGUUAGUGCGCCUACUCGAGCGAGCUGGUCAUACUUGUGACACUGCCACCAAUGGAGAAGCAGCCAUUCGAGCGGUUGAGGGCGAUAUUGGGGCCGUCAUAGAGGACCGCAACCACGUUCCCUUUGAUUGCAUUCUCAUGGACUAUGAGAUGCCUAUCAUGAAUGGUCCUGAUGCUACGGAGAGAAUCCGAGAUCUUGGCUUCGGAGGUCUUAUCUUGGGCGUUACGGGUAACGUUUUGGCAGAAGACACCGACCACUUCCUCUCCAAAGGAGCUGAUGAGAUCAUCGCCAAACCAGUCAAAAUUGCAAAGUUGCAAGAAUCUUGGGAAAGGCUCACACCCUCUCGAAAACGAAAAUGGUCAGAAUCCAAGGACGGAAACGUGGACUCGCAACAGCAGAGACUAUUUGAUGUCUAA
This is a messenger RNA of Seminavis robusta, 1338 nucleotides long. NCBI's taxonomy places the organism in Eukaryota, Bacillariophyta, Bacillariophyceae, Naviculales, Naviculaceae. The record is from the annotation of a GenBank genome assembly.